AUGAUUGAGGCACGGAAAAAAGGCGAGAAGAUCUUUUGGGAUGUGCGAGUUCUGCAUGUUGAUGAGAAAGGCUGCAAGGUUGAGAUGCUCAACUCCGGUCUGAUUGGUUUCAUGCCCAGAGGCGAGGAGGGCCAGGCAAGCCCUGACGACCGGCCCAACGUGGGAGACGAGUUGAAGGUAGAGUGUCUGGCAGCCCCGAUGCAGCGCGUCAACAAAGAGCAGAAGUACAGCCCGUGGCCGAACCUCUAUCGGCGCUCCAGAAAGGCACAGCCCAUCUUCUCCCACUACAUGUGGUUGGAGCAGCAGAGGUCCAUAGCCAAAGCUCAGGAACUGGAGGCUGGAAUGAUCAUCGAUGCCGUUGUCUUCAAGCACUGCCCCAAAGGGCUCGUCAUGACACUUGAUGGUCCAGACAAGCCGAAGGGCAUGCUGGACAUGCGGGACAUCUCUCGCAAGAAAUCUGCACACAAGUGGGUUGACAAGAUGUUCCCAACUGGCACGAAGAUGAAAUGCUACGUGGUUCAUGCCGACAAGGAGAACGGUCGCAUCACUUUGUCCACAAAGGAGUUCGAAGACGACUUUCACGUCGGGUGGAUGUUGAGCUUUCCCGAGCGAUGCUUCGAAAACGCUGAAGAGGCCGUCAAGAGGUACCACCGCAAGAGGAACGCGUACAUCGCCUGGCUGCAGCGAUGA
Symbiodinium necroappetens is the source of this 690-nucleotide messenger RNA. NCBI's taxonomy places the organism in Eukaryota, Dinophyceae, Suessiales, Symbiodiniaceae. The record is from the annotation of a GenBank genome assembly.